This is a messenger RNA of Chrysochloris asiatica (Cape golden mole), 2067 nucleotides long. It is a transcript of the gene GPSM2, whose product is annotated as G-protein signaling modulator 2. Lineage: Eukaryota; Metazoa; Chordata; Mammalia; Afrosoricida; Chrysochloridae. The record is from RefSeq and is a predicted model, not a curated record. The transcript has 13 exons. Gene Ontology annotation, molecular function: GTPase regulator activity; protein binding.
AUGGAGGAAAAUUUGAUAAGCAUGAGGGAAGAUCAUUCUUUUCAUGUUCGUUACAGAAUGGAAGCGUCUUGCCUAGAACUGGCUUUGGAAGGGGAACGUCUGUGUAAAUCAGGGGACUGCCGUGCUGGUGUGUCGUUUUUUGAAGCCGCUGUGCAAGUGGGAACUGAAGACCUAAAAACGCUUAGUGCUAUAUACAGCCAACUGGGCAAUGCUUAUUUCUAUUUGCAUGAUUAUGCCAAAGCUUUAGAAUACCAUCAUCAUGAUUUAACUCUUGCAAGGACUAUUGGGGAUCAGUUGGGGGAAGCUAAAGCUAGUGGUAAUUUGGGAAAUACCUUAAAAGUUCUUGGGAAUUUUGAUGAAGCUGUUGUUUGUUGUCAGCGACACCUCGAUAUUUCCAGAGAGCUCAAUGACAAGGUGGGAGAAGCAAGAGCGCUUUACAAUCUUGGAAACGUGUAUCAUGCGAAAGGGAAAAGUUUUGGUUACCCGGGUCCUCAGGACACAGGUGAAUUUCCAGAAGAAGUGAGAGAGGCCCUGCAGGCAGCCGUGGAUUACUAUGAGGAAAACCUAUCAUUAGUGACUGCCUUGGGUGACCGAGCAGCCCAAGGACGUGCCUUUGGAAAUCUUGGAAACACACAUUACCUCCUUGGCAACUUCAGGGAUGCAGUUAUAGCUCAUGAGCAGCGUCUCCUUAUUGCAAAAGAAUUUGGAGAUAAAGCAGCUGAAAGAAGAGCAUAUAGCAAUCUUGGAAAUGCAUAUAUAUUUCUUGGUGAAUUUGAAACUGCCUCUGAAUACUACAAGAAGACACUGCUUUUGGCUCGCCAGCUUAAAGACAGAGCUGUAGAAGCACAAUCUUGUUACAGCCUUGGAAACACAUAUACUUUACUUCAAGACUAUGAAAAGGCCAUUGACUAUCAUCUGAAGCACUUAGCAAUUGCUCAAGAGUUAAAUGACAGAAUUGGUGAAGGAAGAGCCUGCUGGAGCUUAGGAAAUGCGUACACAGCACUAGGAAAUCACGAUCAAGCAAUGCAUUUUGCGGAAAAGCACUUGGACAUUUCAAGAGAGGUUGGGGAUAGAAGUGGUGAACUAACAGCACGCCUGAAUCUCUCAGAUCUUCAAAUGGUUCUUGGUCUGAGCUACAGCACAAAUAAUUCCAUAAUGUCUGAAAAUAUUGACAUUGAUAACAGUUUGCAUGGUAAGUAAUAGGUCUUCUAAAAUCCAAUUUCUUUAUCAAGAUUGUAACUUCAGUGAUCACACAUGCUUACCAUAUCCAGAGAGAAUGUACAGAACUGGAACAGUGAAAUUCUUGCUAAACAAAAACCUCUUAUUGCCAAACCUUCUGCAAAGCUACUUUUUGUAAAUAGACUAAAGGGCAAAAAAUAUAAGACUAAUUCUUCCACAAAAGUUCUUCAAGAUGCCAGUAAUUCCAUUGACCACCGAAUUCCAAAUUCUCAGAAGAAAAUCAGUGCAGAUUCUGUUGGAGAUGAAGGGUUCUUUGACUUAUUAAGCCGAUUUCAAAGCAAUAGGAUGGAUGAUCAAAGGUGUUGCUUACAAGAAAAGAGCUGCCGAACAACUUCAACAGCUUGUACUCCACACAAAAUGAUUCUAAAAACACCCUCUGUUUCUGUGGUGUCUCCCAACACAGAUGAAUUUUUAGAUCUUCUUGCCAGCUCUCAGAGCCGCCGCCUGGAUGACCAGAGGGCCAGUUUCAGUAAUUUGCCAGGACUUCAUCUGACAAAAAACAAUAAUCAGUCCGUCCUGGGCCAUCUGAUGACUAAUGACAGUAAAGAGCCUGGUGAAGACUUCUUUGACAUCCUUGUAAAAUGUCAGGGAUCCAGAUUAGAUGAUCAAAGAUGUGCUCCACCACCUGCUGCCACAAAGGGACCAACAGUACCAGAUGAGGACUUCUUUAGCCUUAUUUUACGGUCUCAGGCAAAAAGAAUGGAUGAACAGAGAGUUCUUUUACAAAGAGAUCAAAACAGAGACACUGAAUUUGGGCAAAAGGACAUUUUGCAAAGCAGUGCCUUGUUGGGAUUGAAAACUUCAGAACAAAAAUCAGCAAACCACUAG